This is a messenger RNA of Pseudovirgaria hyperparasitica, 372 nucleotides long. Its product is annotated as putative transcriptional elongation protein Spt4. Lineage: Eukaryota; Fungi; Ascomycota; Dothideomycetes; Acrospermales; Acrospermaceae. The transcript is spliced from 3 exons. The record is from RefSeq and is a predicted model, not a curated record. Gene Ontology annotation, molecular function: RNA polymerase II complex binding; zinc ion binding. Gene Ontology annotation, biological process: positive regulation of DNA-templated transcription, elongation; mRNA processing; chromatin organization. The coding region runs from base 1 to 372 and encodes 123 amino acids. Gene Ontology annotation, cellular component: nucleus; DSIF complex.
AUGUCGAUGUACCCAACCUCCACGAAGUCCUUGCGCGCGUGCAUGAUCUGCAGCAUCGUGCUCCCAAACACGACCUUCGUAAACCAAGGCUGCCCAAACUGCGAGCACUUCCUCGAACUUCAAGGUUCAUCCGAAGCCGUUCAUGAAAACACAUCGUCCGUAUACGAGGGCCUGAUCACGCUGGCUGACCCGACGACGAGCUGGGUUGCGAAGUGGCAGCGGCUGGAUAGUUAUGUGGCGGGCAUAUAUGCUACAAAGGUUGAGGGCAUUUUGCCCCCAGAUUCGAAAGCAGCAGCAGCGAGGGCAGGUGUACAGUAUAUACCGCGCGACGGAAGCGCAACGGAAGAUAGUGGCGAAGUUGAUGAAGAUUGA